AUGGCGGAGAACGGCGGCGCAGGGCAGUCGCAGCACGCCGACGACCUCAAAAGUGCGCCGAACGCAGACCCUGGGUUAGAUCGGAAUGAACCACAACCAUGUAGCCAGAGCACACCCGUGGCUCAGAACAUCGAUGGGGGUCGUAAGAACGAUGAGAACGACAGCAAUCCAGCGGAAGGGGUCGAACCAACCAUCAACGUCGAAGCGGAGGAGGACGAAGAGGGAUGGACAAGACGGCAAAGGAACCGAGACGGGAGGUCAUUCAGAGUAGCAGCAGAGGGAAGCCUUGGUGCGAUAGAGCGGGCGAUGGAAGAUGCGGUCAAACUCGGAAAGAAAGUCGUGUUCGAACCAGCUGUGGGCAUGACCUUCAAUUCUGAGCAGGAGGCUUAUGAAUUUUACAACGCAUACUCGUGGGAACUAGGGUUCGGCAUCAAGCGUGGGAACAAGUAUGUCAACGGCAACAAUUACAAAUCUAAACAAGAUUUGCUGUGCUCGUGUGAG
Molecule: messenger RNA, 501 nt
Organism: Triticum dicoccoides
Lineage: Eukaryota; Viridiplantae; Streptophyta; Magnoliopsida; Poales; Poaceae
Exons: 3
Source: RefSeq, a predicted model, not a curated record